Messenger RNA from Arachis stenosperma, 816 nucleotides. RefSeq lists its product as uncharacterized. Lineage: Eukaryota; Viridiplantae; Streptophyta; Magnoliopsida; Fabales; Fabaceae. Gene Ontology annotation, biological process: DNA integration. Gene Ontology annotation, molecular function: nucleic acid binding. Bases 1 to 816 code for a protein of 271 amino acids. The record is from RefSeq and is a predicted model, not a curated record. The transcript has 3 exons.
AUGACUGAGACAUUUUCGGAUGAGCAGUUAUUUCUCAUUCAGCAGGCUCCAUGGUUUGCAGAGAUUGAAAAUUAUAAAGUCAUGAAUUUCAUUCCAAAGGAGUACAGCAGGAAACAAAUAAAGAAGCUAUUGACGGAUGCAAAGUACUACAUUUGGGAAGAACCAUAUCUUUUUAAGAGGUGUUCAAAUGGUAUCAUCUGGAGAUGUGUUCCAGAUGAAGAAACACAGCAGAUUUUCUGGCACUGUGUGGUUCAGAUUAUGGAGGCCACUUUGGUGUGGGUGGAAGCUGUGGCUCAACCCACCAAUGAUGCCAAGGUGGUCAUGAGCUUUCUUCAGAGAUAUAUCGUUAUCCAGUUUGGUGUCCCGAGUACACUCAUUAGUGAUGGAGGAAGCCAUUUCUGCAACAGACAGCUGGACCUUCUUCUACAGAGAUAUGGAGUCCGUCAUAAAGUGGCAACCGCCUAUCACCCUCAAACAAGUGGACAGGUUGAAGUUUCCAACAGGGAACUUAAGAGAAUUCUAGAGAAGAUCGUCAGUGUUUCAAGAAAGGACUGGUCUAGGAAGCUUGAUGAUGCUCUCUGGGCAUACCGGACAGCGUACAAGACUCCCAUUGUUGAGCUGGAGCAUAAAGCUUACUGGGCAAUCAAGUAUCUGAACCUUGAUUCAGAAGCUGCAGGAAUUAAGCGAAUGCUUCAGUUAAAUAAGCUUAAUGAAUUCAGAUACUCAGCCUAUGAGAAUGCCAAGCUCUAUAAGGAGAGAACCAAGUUAUUACAUGACAAGAAGAUUGCCAUCAGAGUCUUUGAGCCAGGACAGUGA